CUCAUUAAGAAAAGAAGCGAUUUCAUUAGCUUUUAUAUUUUUAUAUCGUUCCAUCUCGAGUUUGUAAUUAUUUUCGGAGAAAUAUAUUCAGUAUUUCCGCUUCCCACCGCUCAGGCUCGGGUUUGUAUUUGUUGAAAGAAAAAGGAAAAGCAGAAGAUAAAAAAAAGAAGCAGAAGAAGGCGCUCGCGCGGUCCGUCUCUCUUUGUUCAUUCAUUCAUUCGUUUCUUUGUUGCGAGUGAAUUUUUUGUUGCUGAAAGCAUGGGAGCUCAAGUGGCUAAAAACGGCGCAAAAGAGGAAACCGCUGCGGAAAAGGCAAACGGACAGGAAAACGGGCAUGCUAAGACAAACGGAAAUGCCUCUCCUACCGCAGAAGGAGCCGCCGAGGAGGUCCAGGCUAACGGCAAACACGCCGCAGACGGCGAGGUGAAAGCCGAAGACGGAGCAGCUGAGAAGCCGACGGAGGAAGGCGACGCCGAAAGCGCUCCGGUGGCCAACGGCGAGGACUCUGCAAAACCAGAAGAGAACGGCUCUGCGUCCGUGAGCGGCGAGCCCGCCAAGCAAAAGAAGCGGUUUUCCUUUAAAAAGCCCUUCAAGCUCAGCGGCUUCUCCUUUAAGAAGAGCGCCAAGAAGGAAGCCGAGCCGGAGGAGGCGGCAGCUGCUCCGGCCGAGGAAGGCAAAGAUCAAGCCGAAUCCGGGGACGCCAAGCCAGAAGCAUCCGAAGGAGAAGAGAAGGAAAAGGAAGAACAACAACAAGAAGCAGCUGAGGGAGACAAAGCCGAUCAGCCGAGCAACGAAGAGCAAAAGCCCGAGACGCCAGCAGAGGAGAAACCGGCCGAAGCUGCAGCCGAAGAGCCAGCGCCAGAACCGGCACCGGCUGAGAGCUCAGACGCUCAACCCGCUGCCGCUGAAGAGUAACAGGGUUCAACAAGGUGACGACGGCUUUUUAAUGAAGUAAUAAGGAGCUGAACCUCGGAGGCUUUUUGUACAAAAAAAAAAACAAAACAAAAAAUAACCAACCCCAACAACCAAUGACCUUUCAAAGUUGUCUUAAUCCCUGUCAUAAUUUCGUCCUCCUCCAUCCGAUGUUUCUGUGGUGCUCCAAGGAAGGAUCUCUGAUUGUAGCAUGAAAGGCACCGUGCUUCAAUUCCUACAACUGUGUUUGUUACAGUAUUGCUUGUGUGUGUAUGUGUGUGUAUGUGUGAUGCAGUAUUUUUUUUUUUUUUUUUUUUUUUCAACUUUCAUACCUGUAAACCUUUUUAGGAGAUUGCAAUGUUAGUUGAAGUAUUUGGUGCCAUAUGAUUUAGGCUUUUUUUCCCCCAGUGCAUGCUAGGAGAGCGGUGCUACCAAAAAGCAAACGAGGCGUGUAAAUGAGUCACAGAUCAAAUGAUGGUCUGUGUGUGUGUUUUUUCUGUUCUUUUUAAAUGACACGCAUCUCGUGAAUGGUUCAGAAUGGUGGGUGCUCAGAUAUUACACCAGCAGCACCGCUCGACUCCGGCAGCACCGCGUGCUUGUAUAGGCUUCGUCGCUUCGUCUUUAACCUUUUUAAAACCUUUUUCAGUCCUGUAGGUAAAGUCCGACCCUCUGCUAACCAUGUUGUAGAUCCACCAUGUUGACCUGUGAUAACUAAUACAGUUAGGAGUUUUUUGUUUGUUUGUUUUUUGUUUUUCCUACGAUGCUGUGCAAGUAUAUAUAAAAGUUGCCAGUGCAAUCAAAUAGAUUACAGUUUGCUGUAAAUACUCAAGGUUCGACACUACCUGGUUUUUAAACGGAAUGUAACUUUGCGUACAGAAGUAUGAAUUCAUGAACUUCAACGGGCACAAAAAAACACGAAUAAAGGAUUCAAAAGAACAAA
Molecule: messenger RNA, 1852 nt
Organism: Clarias gariepinus (North African catfish)
Lineage: Eukaryota; Metazoa; Chordata; Actinopteri; Siluriformes; Clariidae
Gene: marcksb
Product: myristoylated alanine-rich protein kinase C substrate b
Exons: 2
Coding region: 259-915 (218 amino acids)
Biological process (GO): actin filament organization; central nervous system development
Cellular component (GO): actin filament bundle; cytoplasm; plasma membrane
Molecular function (GO): actin filament binding; calmodulin binding
Source: RefSeq, a predicted model, not a curated record